Molecule: messenger RNA, 2515 nt
Organism: Balaenoptera acutorostrata (minke whale)
Lineage: Eukaryota; Metazoa; Chordata; Mammalia; Artiodactyla; Balaenopteridae
Product: zinc finger protein 77-like
Exons: 2
Coding region: 1-759 (252 amino acids)
Biological process (GO): regulation of transcription by RNA polymerase II
Molecular function (GO): RNA polymerase II cis-regulatory region sequence-specific DNA binding; DNA-binding transcription factor activity, RNA polymerase II-specific
Source: RefSeq, a predicted model, not a curated record
AUGCUGGGAGAGCAUCUAAGAGAGAGGUCGUUAUGGACGGGAAUCCACGUGUGUGAAGUAUGUGGGAAAUCCUUCAGUUAUUAUUCCCAGAUUGCACGGCAUGUGAGAACUCACACUGGAGAGAAACCCUAUGAAUGUAAAGAAUGUGGGAAAGCUUUUGCUCGCAGCACACAGUUUCGAGAACAUGUGAGAAUGCACACUGGAGAGAAACCCUAUGAACGUAAGCAGUGUGGGAAAGCCUUCCCAUAUUGCAAACCCCUGCAAGGACACAUGGGAAUGCACACUAGAGAGAAGUCUUCUCAUGUGUGUAAUGAAUGUGGAAAAGCCUUCCAUUGUCCCAGGUACAUUAGAAGGCACAUAAAAAGACACAGUGGAAUAAAACCCUAUGAAUGUACAGAAUGUGGGAAAGCGUUCAUUACUCCCUCAUCCCUUCGAGAACAUAUGAGAACACACAGUGAAGAGAAGCCCUAUCAGUGUCAGCAUUGUGGAAAAGUCUUCAGGCUUCAGAGAUCUCUGCAAGGACACAUGAUUACCCACAGUGAUGAGAAACCCCAUCAGUGUCAGCAGUGUGGGAAAGCCUUCAAAUAUACCAUAUCUCUGAAAGGACACAUGAAAACACACAGUAAAAAGAAACCGUGUGAAUGUCAGCAGUGUGAAAAAGCCUACUGUUAUUUCAUAUCCCAGCAAAGACACAUGAAGACACACACUGUGGGAAAACUUGAAUCCAAGAAUAGUGGGAAAGCCAUAAUUCUUUCUUAAAACUUAGAAGUGGGAGCAAAACAGUGUCAAGAAUUUGUUUUUUUGCACCACAUGGCUUGUGGGAUCUUAGUUCCUCAACCAGGGAUCGAACCCAGGCCCCCUGCAGUGGAAGCACGGAGUCCUAAGCACUGGACCACCAGGGAAUUGCUGAGCAAUCUUAUGAAUGGAAAAAAUGUUGGAAAAAUUUUUUUCCUUUGUAAGUACCUUAUCCUCAAUACUGAUCUCAGUAUAUUAAUUUGUAUUUCAUGUUGCUGAUCUGAACACGUACUAAGUAUCCCUCCAUGUUUGUCUCUACCACUUACAUUUUGUUAUCUCUGAGUUUAUAUCAUUGUACAAUUAUAUAAAACUUGUCUCAUUUCCAUUAGAAUGUCUUUGAUACCAGGGGUGCUAAGUGGCUUUUGGUUUGUGAUUUUUUUCAUGUGCAACUUGUGAUUUCUUUCAUUUUUGAUGAACAGAUUUUUGAUUCUUACUUUCCAUUAUGUUCCGUUAUGUUCCUAAUAUGUGAUCAUGAUACGAGGCUGGUAUUAAUUAAAUGUCUUUCCUUGUCCACUGUUAAGAGAUACUAGAAUCUCCUGAAUCAAUAUUUACCCUCUCCUUGAGUCUUCAUUACUGAAAGGUGUGUCUUCCAAGUUGUUUGUUGCUAGCAGAUACCGUAUAUGUGUUCCUCCCAGAAAUUAGUAAUUGUGGAAGGUCAUGGAAGAUGACAGGCUUAUCUGAUUAUGUUCCUAAUCUGACCUCUGUUCAUGUCCAUGAUCUUGGUUGCAAAUUGAACACAAUACAUCGAGUUAAGAAGAGCGACCUGAGGGACUUCCCUGGCGGUCCAGUGGUUAAGACUCCAAGCUUCCAAUGCAGGGGAUGCGGGUUCGGUCCCUGGUCGGGGAACUAGGAUCCCACAUGCUGUGUGGCCACCACCCCCCGACAAAAAAAAAAGUAAAAAAAAAAAUAAGAGCGACCUGGUGGUGUGAAGAUGAAAGCUCCUGUCCAGAUUGUUCUACUGAACUGUGUUGUCAUCUUGGGUAAGGGGGGAAACUAUAUCCAGAGUCCUUCUGUUAGUGGUUCUGAGUUAAAGUUCUUGAGAAGAGGAAGAUGCAUGAGGUCUGGAAAGCAGAACUGAGGAGGCCAUGAUUCUUUUUUAAAAUUUUAUUAUUGUAUUGGCCAAAAAGUUCAUUUGGUUUUAAGUAAAAAUAGAAAGGAUCACAUUUUUCAUUUUCACCAAGAAUUUCAUUGAACAAUGUAUUCACUAACUGAAUGAACUUUUUGGCCAAACCAAUAUCAUUAUUAUUAUUUUUUUGGCUGCACCACUUGGCAUGCAGGAUCUUAGUUCCCUGACCAGGGAUUGAACCCUCACCCCCUUCAGUGGAAGCAUGGAGUCUUAACCACUGGACCACCAGGGAAGUCCCCAAGGAAACCAUGAUUCUUGGGUCUUCUGUACCAUCAGGAGACAGAGAUGCAUGGCAGCCUACUGGCCCUGAGUUCUAGCACAGUUUUCUGACUUCUGGCUCUGCCCAUAGGGAAGAGCUCCAACUACACAUAUAUUUGAUGAGCAGUGUGAGUCCCCAUAAAGCCUUGCCUGAAUUUCUCGUCUGGCCUCGUUUCAAUUUCUAUUGAUUAGAGAGUCCAAGGACCCAGGUCAAUAACCAUACUGGCAGUAAAACAGACACAUACAUAAAUGGAACAGAAUAGAGAGCUCAGGAAUAAAUACAAUGUACGGUCAAUUAAUGUAGGAAAAAAGGCAAAAGAAUAUACAAUGGGGAAA